CGCAGAGCGCCGGAUAUUCUUAACCUUCAAUCUUGAUGAAACAUCCAAUUCCUAACUCUUUACUACACUUUCAUAUACAUACGACUAGAUUUCUUAGUUAGUAGACGAAGUUUGGCGUUAGCCCCUUUUCAGCCUCAUCUUCAGUAGCGAGGACAGUGCGUAGAGGCUGGCAUGACGAUCCUCAGGAGUUACGGGUUAACAUGUACUAGGAGAACAAGCACACGGCGUGUUGUCUUCAUCGCCUGAAUUCCGGGCCUGGGUACUACUUCGGAACGAUACUAGGAGCCGAGACCCUCAAUAUGCAGGAUUAUCCGAAGACUGCCGGGCGCCCAACAAGCCCUAUCAGGCGCCAGCGGGCUUGUGCGCCUUGUACUAAGGCCAAGGCUCGCUGUCACUUCGAAAACAACAAGGUCGAGGACGGAUGUGAUAGAUGUCGGCGAAUGAACAUCACUUGUGCUGCCCAGACGACUCAGAGCCUAAGGAGACCCCGACAGGUUAAACCUGCAAGUACUGUGCCUUCGAAACGUGAUCGUGGUACCCCUCCUAUGCGAGGUCCUAACUAUGGGCAUGUCUUGAUAGGAGUUGGCCCGUAUGGAUUCCAAGAAGAUAACAAUACUUCAAGUGAGAGUACCACUUCUUCAUCUAUAUCUUCGGAAACAAGGACAAGUCCUUCGCAAAAUGCAACAGCUACAAGUAGCCUUGAAAAUGGCUACCAAGCUCCACCGGGGCAAGACAAUCCCUCAUACAGGCCGCAUCAACCACAGGCAACCUUACGUGCCCCGAGGCCUUCACAGCCGGGGUUUGGGUUAACAUGGGGACAGGCCGAGCAGGCGGUAUCCCACUUCAAGACGAAAUUCAUGCCCAUUUUCCCAUUUAUCGUCAUCGACCCUGAGGUCUCCGCAAGGGAACUCAUGUCUAAGAAGCCUUUCUUAUUUAGAGUUAUUAUGCUUAUUGCGGCUCAACUCACUCUAGCGAAGCAGAAGGAGAUUCAAAAAAGCGUGCUCGCUUACAUAGGACAGCACAUGUUGGUGAUGGGAGAGCGAGAUCUGGGGUUGCUCCAAGGACUACUGAUAUAUAUAGCUUGGGGAGAAGGCGAUUUCUACUUUGACCAGAGAUUAACUUACUUAACUUACCUAGCAAUGGGGUAUGCUCAUAAUCUUGCAAUCACGAGACCACCGCCCACGCAGCAGCAGAAGAUGAUGGUGGCCAUCAAUCCGAAGGACGCAAAAGAGGCUAUCAUGGGAAGCCAUUUAACUACGAUGCUCGAAGAGUCGCAUACACCUGAAGAACAGCGGGCCUUCUUAGGAUGUCAAUACCUCCUUUCGCUGAACGGCUCGCAAUUUGGGAGAGAUGCAGUGUUAAAGGGUGAUUACGUAAAUCGCUGCCUCAACUCCCUCGUUCGCCCGACGGACCUGGGGGCGGAUUUUAUCUUAUACAAAAUGAUCAGCUUCCAGCAAAUCGUCGAGCAGAUAAUGCAGAUGUUACCUAUUCCCACCUCCUGUGGUGAUGGACUUGCGGUAUUCACUCUUUCCAUGAGCAAUACCAUGCAGGCUAUUCGUAACCAACUCGAUCAGCUAUUUGCGAAUGUAGCUAGGGAACACCGACAGUUUGUAAGGUUUUGGGCUACGCAUCAUUAUAUCCUAGUACGUUUAUAUCUACCGGCUUCGAACGUGUCUCAACCAUCAGAUAUGGUAGCAGCACAACAUCAACGGCAGUGUAUGCUCUACGCCCUUCAAGCAGCCAAACAAUUCUUUGAGACAAUUCUUUCAAUAGGCCCGGAAGCUUUCUUAUACCGAUCAUACGUUACAUAUUCCGAGAUACUGUUCGUGAUUGUCGGAGCCUCGAGACUUUUGUUGAUCGAGGUCGAUGGCUGGGAUCUUAACAGGGCGCGGCAGAUGGUUGAUCUGCCAUCCACCUUAGAGAGCCUUGCGGAGACAUUCAAGGACGUUGCCAACCUGAGAAACCAGAGGGCUGCAGAGGCAGCGGCCACAUUUGGAGUGAGCAUGCCGCCAAAUACAGCGGAAGAUGAGCUGAACGACCGUUUCUACCACUACGGCACGAAACUUGAGUGGAUAAAGAAUUGGUUCGAAGCUCAAUUAUUGAAAGGCAGCCAGGUCGCGAGCGAGCCACAAACAAAUGGCAUCCCCAGCUUUUGGGCCCCCGAAAACCAGUCCUGGACGCCGUUCAUAUUUGGGUUCCUAGGAGAUCCGAAUUGGAAUAUCGAAUUUUAGGAUACUCCCAUUGCUAUCGACCUCGAGAAGAGCUGAGUCUCGUCUACUUACUUCGCAUAUGCUCUCGUAUAAGUAGAGUAAUAGCUGCGUCUGAUAUCUGUCUGGCUUCUUGCUAGAUUUUAUGAACUUAUGUACUCACGAUUAUCUCAUUGAUAUACGUAUUUUAGCCGAUCUCGAUGAUUUUCCGGGGUUGAGACAUUGGGGGAUGACAAGAUACCAUACGUGACACCUUAUUAACGGAUCUUAGAAUGAGGAACCUGGCAGCCUGGA
This is a messenger RNA of Annulohypoxylon truncatum, 2501 nucleotides long. RefSeq lists its product as uncharacterized. The transcript is spliced from 6 exons. Gene Ontology annotation, cellular component: nucleus. The record is from RefSeq and is a predicted model, not a curated record. Bases 300 to 2231 code for a protein of 643 amino acids. Lineage: Eukaryota; Fungi; Ascomycota; Sordariomycetes; Xylariales; Hypoxylaceae. Gene Ontology annotation, molecular function: transcription cis-regulatory region binding; zinc ion binding; DNA-binding transcription factor activity, RNA polymerase II-specific. Gene Ontology annotation, biological process: regulation of DNA-templated transcription.